Glycine soja is the source of this 1726-nucleotide messenger RNA. Its product is annotated as amino acid transporter AVT6C-like. The record is from RefSeq and is a predicted model, not a curated record. Lineage: Eukaryota; Viridiplantae; Streptophyta; Magnoliopsida; Fabales; Fabaceae. Gene Ontology annotation, biological process: amino acid transmembrane transport. The coding region runs from base 33 to 1358 and encodes 441 amino acids. Gene Ontology annotation, molecular function: amino acid transmembrane transporter activity. The transcript has 5 exons.
ACGUGGGUGGUGUAUAUGUGUCUCCAUCCAAAAUGAAGCUUGAAGAAUCUGUGUCCAGCUCCAACAUCAUUGCCCGGCUGCUUCCACCGGAAGAUCCGAAUCCGCAAAAUGGAUCAAUCUCCGGAGCGGUGUUCAACAUAACAACCACCAUGAUCGGUGCCGGAAUCAUGUCCAUUCCGGCGACCAUGAAGGUUUUAGGCAUAGUUCCGGGGUUGGUGGUGAUCGUGUUGGUGGCACUGAUAACAGAUGUGACUGUGGAGUUUAUGCUAAGGUACACAAGUUCCGGUAAAUCCUCUACUUACGCUGGCAUGAUGGCAGAGUCCUUUGCCUCCAUAGGAUCCCUCGCCGUUAAGAUUUGCGUCAUCAUAUCCAAUUUGGGGGUCCUCAUCAUCUAUUUCAUUAUCCUUGGAGACGUGCUCUCUGGAAACGAGUCGAACGGAAUCACACACUUGGGUAUUCUACAAGAAUGGUUUGGCAUCAACUGGUGGACCUCUCGUGCUUUUGCUCUUCUUAUUGUUGCACUCUUCAUAAUGCUUCCACUUGUUAUGUUACGACGUGUUGAUUCACUGAAGUAUAGUUCUGCUAUAGCAAUCCUACUAGCAUUUGUGUUUGUUGUAAUAUGUUCAUCAAUGGCGGUUAGUGCAUUGUUGUCUGGAAAAACUCAAACACUAAGAAUAGUGCCUGAUUUCUCUCAAGCCACCGUCCUUGACCUUUUCACCACUAUCCCAGUGUUUGUCACGGGUUUCGGAUUCCAUGUCAAUGUUCAUCCAAUUAGAGCAGAGCUAGGAAAAGUUGCACACAUGGGUUUGGCUGCACGGAUUUCGUUGAUAAUCUGCGUGGCUAUUUACUUUGCUAUUGGUUUCUUUGGGUACCUUUUAUUUGGGGACUCCAUCAUGCCCGAUGUGUUGGUAAACUUUGACCAAAACUCCCAUACAAGUGCUGGUCGAUUACUCAAUACCAUUGUUCGGUUAAGUUAUGCACUCCAUCUUGCACUUGUGUUCCCAAUCAUGAACUAUUCCUUGAGGGCCAACAUAGAUGAACUAAUUUUCUCAAACAAAAAUAAGCCUCCCCUUGCAUCAGAUACCCCAAGAUUUGUGUCACUCACUUUGACUUUGCUAGCCCUCACAUACUUUGUGGCUGUGGCCAUCCCAAAUAUAUGGUUUUUUUUUCAGUUCUUGGGAUCCACAACCAUUGUUUGCACCUCAUUCAUCUUCCCUGCCGCAAUUGUUCUAAGGGACAUGCAUGGCAUAUCAAAGACAAAAGAUCAAGUGAUGGCAAUAGUGGUGAUUGUUUUGGCUGUAGGAACAAGCGGAAUUGCUAUAUGGACCAACUUGAAUGGUUCAGGGGCUGCUCAAUGAUUAACCAUGAUGCUAUAUAACACCCAGUCUUUUCAAGUUUUAGGGAAGCCUAGUGAACAGCUGCAUCAAUUUGGUCCUUAAUUUGAUUAAUUUAUCUUAUAGAAAUUAAUUUAAUAACAUUUAAAGGUGAGAUUGAGAAUUGCACAUCUUGUAUUUUGAAACUAUAGACGAUCCUACUUUGAUUCAAACACGAGUCUGCCUUGUUAGCUUUUAUUGGAGUUAGUACAUCAGGUUUAGGCAGGGUUUCAAUUUUAUCUAUUCAAAUAUUCAGCCAUGUGCCUCGUCGUAGCCACCAUUGAAUAUCAUCCUGUCUUGAGCUUCCUUUGAUGUAGUUGAGCUCCAUUAAAGAAUGACCUUUGUUAUCUCAA